AUGACAACCAGAGUACUAAGGCAAAACUUUAGUGCCUACAGUAACUAUGCCUACAGCUACUAUGCCUACAGUUACUAUGCCUACAGCUACUAUGCCUACAGCUACUAUGCCUACAGUUACUAUGCCUACAGUUACUAUGCCUACAGCUACUAUGCCUACAGUUACUAUGCCUACAGCUACUAUGCCUACAGCUACUAUGCCUACAGUUACUAUGCCUACAGCUACUAUGCCUACAGUUACUAUGCCUACAGCUACUAUGCCUACAGCUACUAUGCCUACAGCUACUAUGCCUACAGCUACUAUGCCUACAGCUACUAUGCCUACAGUUACUAUGCCUACAGCUACUAUGCCUACAGCUACUAUGCCUACAGCUACUAUGCCUACAGUUACUAUGCCUACAGCUACUAUGCCUACAGCUACUAUGCCUACAGUUACUAUGCCUACAGCUACUAUGCCUACAGCUACUAUGCCUACAGUUACUAUGCCUACAGCUACUAUGCCUACAGCUACUAUGCCUACAGCUACUAUGCCUACAGCUACUAUGCCUACAGCUACUAUGCCUACAGUUACUAUGCCUACAGCUACUAUGCCUACAGUUACUAUGCCUACAGUUACUAUGCCUACAGCUACUAUGCCUACAGUUACUAUGCCUACAGCUACUAUGCCUACAGCUACUAUGCCUACAGCUACUAUGCCUACAGCUACUAUGCCUACAGCUACUAUGCCUACAGCUACUAUGCCUAUAGCUACUAUGCCUACAGCUACUAUGCCUACAGCUACUAUGCCUACAGCUACUAUGAAUGA
Messenger RNA from Procambarus clarkii (red swamp crayfish), 804 nucleotides. NCBI's taxonomy places the organism in Eukaryota, Metazoa, Arthropoda, Malacostraca, Decapoda, Cambaridae. The record is from RefSeq and is a predicted model, not a curated record.